Messenger RNA from Magallana angulata, 2994 nucleotides. RefSeq lists its product as uncharacterized. The transcript is spliced from 5 exons. NCBI's taxonomy places the organism in Eukaryota, Metazoa, Mollusca, Bivalvia, Ostreida, Ostreidae. Gene Ontology annotation, molecular function: protein binding. The record is from RefSeq and is a predicted model, not a curated record. Bases 74 to 1030 code for a protein of 318 amino acids.
AAUACCAAUUUUGCAAUAUGAAGUAAACUUGACACAUCAAUUAUUUAGAGACAAUUACUUAUUACGACAAACAAUGGCAUACUUAGGACUAGCAAUUUACGUAAUAUGUUUAGUAGUGAUUUCAGAGAUAUUUGCAAUUCCUCCAAAGUAUUACAUGGACCAGAGAUGCGGUAAAACACUGACUAUAGGCUCCUCAACUCCAUCCAUUCGUCUUGACUUGACCAGAUACAGCAAAUACGAUAAUAGAAUGAACUGUAGACUAACAGUAAGGGCUUCAAAUAUAAGUGCCACGUCUCGGACUAGACUUAUGUUGGUAUUUAGGAAGAUCGAUAUCAAAGGAUAUGAUUUUAUAGCCUGUGAUGAAAGUGAUGAUGUUCUUUACAUACAUGAUGGAUCUUUGACGUCUGACCCACCUGUCAAAGGUUUGGCCCGGGCCCUUUGUGGGGAGAGAGAACCAUUGGGAAGUUAUGUGUCAACAGGGGAUUCCCUUACUCUCAGAUUCAAAUCAAACUUUUGGAAUACUGAUGAUGGUUUUAAGCUGCUCAUCACACCAUUCCAUACAGGAUCCUGCCUUGGAUCUGAGUACCGUUGUAAUGGCGGUCAGUGUAUAUCUGGUGGCAACAAAUGUGACAACUACCGCCAGUGUGGGGAGUCCAUUGAUGAGUGUGAAGUGACCCGCACCCUCUCCUGGAUAGCUGGGGUGGUGGUCGGCGUUAUAUUCAUCUUGGUUAUCAUUGGUGUUGGAGUUUUCUGCCUUAGGCGAUUUCUCAGAAGACGAAACAAUUCUGGAGGUGUGGUCAAGUACUCUGCUGCCCCGCAGCCAGUGACCGCACCACCGAUGUACCAGCAGCCAGGGUCUGUCCCACCCUACCAACAACCGGGAACCACUCCUGGCUACUACCCUCCUGCUCCAGAACCCCAGGGCUAUCCCCCACAGAAUGCUGCCUAUCCACCCCCCUACCCCCAGCAACCCCAGGGUUACCCACCUGCUUCCAACCCUUAUCCCUAUGGUGCUCCCAUGGGGCAGUGAUAAAUCCGAGAGGAAGUCCGGUUUUAUCUCCAGAUUCCUACUUUUUGUGUAGUUUGAAACAAUUACUAAGGGUUAAUUCCAUAAUGCAUACUGAUAAUCCUUUAUUAAGAAAUCUUUUUCAUGCUGCUGUAUUAGAUUAGAAGUUCAAUUUCAAAAUGAUCUUUUUAUUUGGAAUGUUAACAACCUAGAUUAAACGUGGAUUUUGAAGAAAGAUGUCAUUGUGUUGAAGUUUUUUAAAACUAGCAAGCUUUAAUUAAUAUGGUAAUAUCUUAUUCAGACUAGAAGUUCACUUUCAAAAUGAUCUUUCUAUUUGGAAUGUUAACAACCUAGAGUAAAUGUGGAUUUUGAAGAAAGAUGUCAUUGUGUUGAAGUUUUUUAAAACUAGCAAGCUUUAAUUAAUAUGAUAAUAUUUUAUUCAGACUGAUUAGAUAUUCAUUACCAGUAGAUAUUGUGUCAUUAGAGCAAUAGAUCAAAUCUAUGGGAGUGAGAAUAAUCAUAGUCUUCUUUAAUAGUAAGAUUUCUCUAACAUUUCUAUAUAAAUGUAUUCAACUGUAAGUAUUAUGACAAUGUGGUGUUAAGCUUGAAAUUGUUGGUAUGUCACACAUUUACAAUGGAGUUUUAUCACACUCUGGUGUUUUCUAAUAUUUUAUAUUUAGAGGUGUUUAACGAUAAUAACAUUUUCUUUGUUGUGAUAAAAUGAAGAUGCAUGUUUGCUCUUUUUGUAUUUAUGCAAGAAAAAACCCAAAACCAAUCUACCGGUACAUGUAUUUACGUACCGAUUCCCAGAUAUUGAAUUAAGUGUUUAUUGUACAUGUUUUCAGUAAUAUCCUUUUGAAUUUGAAGAUUUGUGAACAAUUUUGAGAGUACAUGUACUCGGUAGGCUAAAUUAUUCAAUACUGAAAGAUAGCCAUUUAUUCAGAAUUUUUGUUUAGAGUGUAUACAUAUAGGUAUUGCACAGAAAAAGAUCUUUUUAUCCAUGACAUGUGAAAGUUUGAAAAUAUCUUUAAAACUGUGUGACUUUUUAUGUUUUUAUUUCUUUGAAGAUAUUAUGUACCAUUUUAUAUGAAGUUGUGACAUUGAUUUUGUAAAAGUUUGAAUAACUAAAAUUUAUACUUGACACAAAGAGUCAGAUAAUUCUAAAAUUAAAAUAAGGUAAUUAAAAGGCCAAGAAUGUGUGUAUAAACCUAACAGAGAGGCCAUAGGGUCAUCUUUAGUAUCUCACUCAAAAAUUAAUUGCAUUAUAGUACUAAUUGUUAAAAGUAUCAUGUUUAGUGUGUAUAUUAAACUGUGCUAUCAUCUAAUAAGCACAUUUUUCUGUAGUUCAACAACAUUUAUUCUUUGCUUGUUUGUUUUGGGUAGUAUUGUUCAUGUUUUUCUUUCAACUUGAUUUUUCAUUUUAUUGUAAAUUUUUAGAAUGUUGUAAAAAUAAUCAAGUUAUUAGGUUUUCUAUAUUAAUAAGGUUUUUUUUUUAAAUGAAAGAGGGAUAUUCCCACAAGCACAUGUUUCUGCCACAGCCAGAAAGUUUACCCUGUAGUACAAUAACAACCAUCAUCGCAAACCACAGUUUUGAGUCCAGAUGAUGGAGAGAAUCGAUGUGAAUAAUAACACAUUUCAUGCAUUUUGAUACUAUUUGCAAACACUUCAAUGCAGAAAUAAGUGUCUGUGGGCAUUCCACAUUGUUUGGUUUGGGUUUGUACUGGAGUUUUGAUUUUUGCAAUUGUUGAUUUUUCAACUUUUACUUUUUUCCAUAUUAUAAAUGCAUCUCUAACACUCAGUAGUGAUAUGAAAACAUUCUACCUUUUUUUACCUACAUGUUUAGUGGCAUAUAUGUAAUUUUUCUAUCUUGUUGAUAUAUAUGCAUUGUUGUUGUUAAUUUUAUACUUGAAUUAAUUCAUAAUAUUCCUCCAAAGUUUGUUAUACAUACAUUGUGGAUAUGUUCAAUUAAACAUGUUUUAUAAUAUCAA